Molecule: messenger RNA, 1884 nt
Organism: Anas platyrhynchos (mallard)
Lineage: Eukaryota; Metazoa; Chordata; Aves; Anseriformes; Anatidae
Source: RefSeq, a predicted model, not a curated record
GCCCACCGGUGCCCUCGGUUCCCCCCCCACCCCUCCCGGGGCCGGGAUCCCAGCGGCGCUGCGGAGGAACCGAAAGCGGCGUCCGGGAAAACGAAAGCGAAAGUCCCCGACGCGCCUUCGCUUUCGCCUCCCCGGCGCGCUCCCGAGGGCACCGCGGGGCAGGGCCGGACGCGGGGCUCGGGGCGCGAUGGCGGAGCCGGGGUCGCCCAUGAGGCUGAAGGAGUGGCUGAUUGCCCAAAUCGACAGCGGCCGCUACCCGGGGCUGCGCUGGGAGGACGGCCGCAGGACGCUGUUCCGCAUCCCCUGGAAGCACGCGGCCAAGCAGGACUACCGGCAGCAGCAGGACGCGGCGCUCUUCAGGGCUUGGGCCGUGUACAAGGGGAAGUACCACGAGGGCACGGACAAGGCCGACCCGUCCACCUGGAAGACGCGGCUGCGCUGCGCCCUCAACAAGAGCACCGACUUCCAGGAGGUGCCCGAGCGCAGCCAGCUCGACAUCUCCGAGCCCUACAAGGUGUACCAGAUCGUCUCCGACGGCACCCGUGAUGCAGAGAACGAUGGUGGCCCGCAGCCCCCAGCCAGCGAGGACCCGCAGGGUCGUGCCGCGGGGAGCCCGGCCGAGGAGGGCGUGCGGGGCGCCGGGGGGUCCUGCCACGCGGCUGCGCUCCCCCUGCUCUCUGCCCACCCGGCUGAGCGAGGGUACCACAUACGGGGAGCCUUCUACGGCUGGAACCCGACCCACGGCCACUUCCUCCCCAGACCCCCGUCCUACCUCCCCGUCGAGGACGUCAACCACUCAGACUGCUGGCUCCACGUCCGCCUCUACUACUGCGACGUGCUGGUGAAGGAGCUCACCACCCGCACGGCCGAGGGCUGCCGCAUCGCCUCCCGCGCCGAGCCGGCCGAAAGCGAGCGCCUCUACGGCCCCUCGUGCAUGGAGCAGAUCGAAUUCCCCCCACCGCGGGCUCUGGGAGGCAGCAGCCGGGUGGCUGGCGUGACCGAGGUGCUGGAGAGGCUCCUGCCCCACCUGGAGCGCGGGGUCCUGCUGUGGGUGGCCCCCGAGGGGGUCUUCAUGAAGCGCCAGUGCCAGGGCAGGGUGUACUGGAACGGGCCGCUGGCACCGCACCGGGACUGGCCCAACAAACUGGAGAGGGAGAAGACCUACAAGCUGCUGGACACGCAGCAGUUCCUGCAGCAGCUGCGGAGGUACCUGAGCCAGGGGCAGCCGGCGCCGCAGUACCAGAUCCACCUGUGCUUCGGCGAGGAGUACCCCACCAGCGCCAGCCACCACUUCCAGAAGCUCAUCAUGGCCCACGUGAGGGUUUCGGGGGGCAGACCCCAUCCUCCCGGCGGCUCUGUGCCUCCGCAGGUGGAGCCGGUGUUCGCGCGGGAGCUCUUCCAUCACGCCCAGCGCAUCGGCCCCACGCUGCUGCGCGACUGCCCCCAGCCCUGUGCCCCCGGCGCUCCCGGCCACAUCGUCCACGUCCUCCAGCAGCUCUGCCAGCCCUGAGCGGGGCAGCCGAGGCGCGACGAAGCCUCCACCGUGCUCACGGCUGCGGGGAAAGGUGCUCAGCCUCCCCGCGGCUGCGCUCCGACCCUGGAGACGAGCAGCCUCCAAGCAGCGAUGGCGCAAGCGGCCGUGUGCAGGGCACUUGGCGCAGCGGGGACGGAGGUGGGUGGAUGCUGGAUGGAGCUGGAGCCGUGGUUUUUUCCCGAGAACUGCUGGGAACCAUCUGGGGGGGGUGGCUGGGUGCUUGUUGGGCGCGCAGGGCAGCGAUCCGGGCUGGCGGGGGGACAGGGACAGGCAGCUCCGUCCUUGUGCUUGGCACCGCGGGGCCGCGCUGUUUGUGGUGUGCAGGAAUAAAAGUUGUGUUUCCUACUGCA